Molecule: messenger RNA, 2831 nt
Organism: Porites lobata
Lineage: Eukaryota; Metazoa; Cnidaria; Anthozoa; Scleractinia; Poritidae
Source: the annotation of a GenBank genome assembly
AUGCCAGAGGGUAUUCUUUCUCUUUUUGCUGGUGAAAACAGAAGUGUUUACUGCUUCGUUGAAGGACUGCCCCCACCAACAGUCAGGUGGCUUAAGAACAACAAGAUUCUCAAGGAGAGAAAAAGUCAACAAGGCAAAAACCUAGUAGACCUCGCUCUUGAUUUUCCUGAGGUAGAUUUACAUCACGCCGGGAAUUACACUUGUGAAGCAAGCAACGAUAACACAAUAACCAAAAAAAGCACUAUCCUCGUCACUGUUUCAUGUAAGCAUUUAUUUAUUUGUUAAUAAAACAAGGUUGUUUCCGCACCCGUAUCAGUCCUUGACACCCCUGGGUGUCUUUAAUUUGCAAAGUGAUAGAGUCAUAAAUAUUAUUCACUUCUAUUGUAAACGACAAACCCAAAAUUGGGGGGCUCUCUUACAUGUAACAAAUUCCGCUAUCUGGAGAUUUAGCAAAAGAUUAAGGUGUUAAUUAGGUCAUGUCCGAAUUUUUCUGGACCGCUUAAGUUAGGAUCGAUUCCCUUUUCAUAAAGGGCUAGCGUUUGAGGCAGUAUCUUUCGUAUAUAUCUUAUUUUGCGCUGACCAAUCUUCAUUUCAACCAUUUAUUGUUGCCUUUUGGCAGAACCGCAGUUGGUUUUUUUUCUAGAAUUAAACCAGUUUAUCCAAUUUCCACAACAGGUCCACCAACAGUACCUCAGCUAAAUGCCCUUCCCCUAAAUAGGGCACAAAACGGCAAUGCAAAUUUGAGUUGCGAGGCCAACCAGCUAAACGCUCGACAAAUGGCUUCAUACAAGUGGAAAUGGACGUCUAAAAACGGGCGAGAAGUAACAAAUGUAUAUGGGAAGUAUAAAAUACUCAGCACGUUUUCACAGCCCAAUUCUUGUCAACAAACGAAAGGUGCCGUUUAUCUUCACGUUGAAAAUUUAACCAGGGAAGAUCUUGGAACAUACAUGUGUGCACUUCUUGAGUCUGGUACGGAAAUUGCUUCAGAGGACGUCCCAUUGUAUGAAUAUGGUAAGUUGCGUGUUCUGAACUGUAUCUAACUUGUAAGGUUUGAUGAAAAUUACAAUUUCCUGAUAAUUAGAGUUACAAUACCUCCAAGACAGACACCCCAUCAGGUAUUACUAUACUACUACCGCCACCACUACCACCACCAGACACCCCAGGCCACUUACAUUGGUUGGACCCACAGAAACCUUAGCGCAUGACUGACUGAACACAAACGUGCGGCAAGAAAUGUUAAUUGAAAAACUCACAUUCCAGACAAACCAUCGAACCGACUGGAAUUCUGACUGGACCACCGACUAUAUUUGACUAUGAAUAAAAAGGACCUCAUAACUCCGACAAAAGACAAUCGAAAAGCACUAAUAAAAUUACGAGUCUUCAUGAAAAUUAUUUUGGGCUAAACUGACAGACGAUCAACAACAAAACCGCGACUUGAUUAUCCAAUCAAGCCAAAAGCAGAGUUUGAUGCCAUCAGCUGACAUGAUACAACGUUUUUGGACUCUGAAGAUGACUUCAACAUAGGUUAUCGAAACCGUCAAUCUCUGCCAACAACAGUCCUGUUCAGGACUACACAGUACUCGCCCAGUUCCACCUACUUAUGAGACUGUAUAAAGGUUAAAUAACUUUCAAUAUCGAUAGCCUUAAAGGAUGCUUCCACCAACUUCGAUGAUGUAACCCCUUUCAGGGCAUGACCAUCAAGGAGGUGACUACAUUUUUUGUAUGUUUGUGAGUGUUGAUGAAGUGGUCAACACCUUUGUUUGUCAUUUAGUUUUGUUGUAUUUUAAUACAACAAAACAAGCCAACACACUUUUAAAAGAGCGUGUUGGCUUGUUGAUAGAACACAAACACAUUUCAGUGGAAGUUUUGUCGGCGUUGUUUUUAAAAUUUAUGGAAACUUUGAUGAUUUCGGUUUUUAACCAAUAAAUUGUUAAAGAUGACUAAAUUACGAUAAUCCGAUUACACCUUCUUUUUAGGAUUGAUUCGUAAAUCAUCCUGUAACUGUUCAUUUGGCAGUAAUAUAAAUGGCGUCAUUGUGACCUUAAAUGCACCAUUGCGACAUUAUUUUAUAAUAAUUGUUUACGUUUAUAAAUUUUUAUUGCUGUACAAAUUUGGUGGUCAAUGAAUGAUAAGCAGUGUUAUAGUUUCAAGCUGCUGGCUUCCAAUCUUGCCUCCUCCCUCCUUGGAGGAAGCCCAAAAGGCCCGGCCUGGGCUCAGUCCAGAAAAAAUGUUACAAAGUGUAGCUGUUGUUUUGGAAUCUAAGAGCGAAAGCUGCACUGAUAAACUCCUAUACGCUGCUGAGAGUUAAUUGAAUUGACUCUGGACAUGGGAAGAAGAGGUCGAGACUUGGCACGCAAUGCAAAACUACAGAUAGCCCAUUAAACACCCGUUUCCGACGCAUUUUUCAUCCAGACUCAUCUGAUCCAUUCUCCUUGCGGCCCAAGCCUACCUGUUUGCUGAUGUUAAUGUGUUCGUUUCAUUAAAAUUGUUUUAAGUCUAAUAUUGAGCUCCUUUAAAAUGCUUUAUUUUCAGUAAGCUCUAACAUUCCACCACGCCCUGAAAUUGUAAAAAAUGACACCUUUGACUGCGGUCGUACGAUGAGAGUGGAGUGGAAAGAGAUGAAAGGAAGUGAAGUGACUGGAUAUGAACUCGUCAUAUUAUCACUAGCAGAUGAUUCCGAACAAAGAUUCGACCUGCCACAGAAAAAUCAUUCCAAGAUACUUGAUGUCCAAAGUAACAGUCUUUACGAAAUACAAAUCAGGGCAAAAAACGCGUUGGGCCAUAGUUUUUGGACAAAACGUCAGCUGGAAACGACUGCAGGUACUAGAUAA